GUGCAAAAUGGCAGCGAAAAAAAGAAAGUUUUCCGAAGAUUACGUUAAGUUUGAAUUUACCUUCAUAUAAAAAGACGAGUUACAAUUGCCUCAGUGUGUGACAUGUAUGAAAGUUUUGAGUAAUAAUAGCAUGAGGCCCAAUCGCCUUGAAAGGCAUUUGAAGCAACAACAUCGUACUCGGGUUUUGAAGACGAAGGAGUUUUUUUCUUCUAAAGCAGAAUCACUCAAGCGGAUGAGACUGGAUAAAUCGGGAACUUAUCCCACAGCAUCUUUUGAAAUAGCUUUUACGAUAGCAAAGCAAAAGAAAGCUCAUACUAUCGGUGAAGAAUUAAUGAAACCAUGUGUCCUAAAAACCUCGCAGAUAAUUUUAGAAGAAGAUGCAGAGCAAAAAGUGAAGUCUAUUUCUCUUUCGAAUAACACAGUCAAGCGUAGAAUCGAUGACAUUGCAGCAGACAUGAAGUCACAAAUAAUUAACAAAAUAGAAUUAUCGCCAUUUUGCCAUUAGUUGCGAUG
This is a messenger RNA of Acanthoscelides obtectus, 513 nucleotides long. Lineage: Eukaryota; Metazoa; Arthropoda; Insecta; Coleoptera; Chrysomelidae. The record is from the annotation of a GenBank genome assembly.